Messenger RNA from Osmerus eperlanus (European smelt), 6572 nucleotides. RefSeq names its product solute carrier family 20 member 2 (gene slc20a2). Bases 666 to 2684 code for a protein of 672 amino acids. The record is from RefSeq and is a predicted model, not a curated record. The transcript is spliced from 11 exons. Gene Ontology annotation, molecular function: phosphate transmembrane transporter activity. Gene Ontology annotation, biological process: phosphate ion transmembrane transport. NCBI's taxonomy places the organism in Eukaryota, Metazoa, Chordata, Actinopteri, Osmeriformes, Osmeridae. Gene Ontology annotation, cellular component: membrane.
GCCCGCAGUGGCCUUGAGGAAACCAAACAAUUCUGAGAGGGGUCUGUCUGUCUCUCACCAAACCAACAAUACGCCCUAACCUCCAAGACCACAGCGCUCUCACACACACGCACAUUUCUCAAUCUCACGCACGCAAACGCGUUUUCCCUUCCUCAUCCAAAGCUGUACUGAGCCACUGACGCUGAUCCCCCAAACGCCCGGAUGCACGCGAGAGACAUUCACAGCAACAUGGUUGUUUGAUUCGGAUGCGGAUGAACCGUCGGGACUGAGUGUCGGAAUCUCCUUGUCUCCACUAACCCACGAGAACCCACGCGGCGACCAGCACAACAGACGUUCAGGGAAAGAUAUUUUACAUUGAGAAAAGGGAACGACACGUAUUUUGGUGUCGCAUUCACCGCUGGUGAGAGUUUCUGUGUGGAGGAACCGUCUCAGUGCUGCGUUAUGGAAGGACAUCUCUGCCCCCCUCCCUUGGGCUCCUGUCUUCAAGCUCAGCUCCUCCUGCUUAGUUAGCACUUUGCUUCUCCUCUUGAACUCUUAAACACCCGGAGGACACCAGCAGAGCAGGGAGCCACCCAACCAGGAAGCUCCUCCUCAAUUUCCCCCCGUUCGGUUUUCUCCCCGGUUUCUCCUCUCUCUGGAAGUUGUCGAUCAACCAAACCUCCAAGAUGGACCUGGAGCCGUACUUGUGGAUGGUGAUCCUGGGCUUCAUCAUCGCCUUCAUCCUGGCCUUCUCUGUGGGCGCCAACGACGUGGCCAACUCGUUUGGGACGGCGGUGGGCUCGGGGGUGGUCACCCUGCGCCAGGCCUGCGUCCUGGCCUCCAUCUUUGAGACGCUGGGCUCCAUGCUGCUGGGGGCCAAGGUGGGCGAAACCAUCCGGACGGGCAUCAUCGACGUCCAGCUGUACAACGAGACGGUGCCUGUGCUCAUGGCCGGGGAGGUCAGCGCCAUGGUGGGUUCGGCCGCAUGGCAGCUUAUCGCCUCGUUCCUCAAGCUUCCCAUCUCUGGAACGCACUGCAUCGUGGGCUCCACCAUUGGCUUCUCCUUGGUGGCUAUAGGCACCAAGGGGGUUCACUGGAUGCAGCUGGUGAAAAUUGUUGCAUCGUGGUUCAUCUCCCCCCUGCUGUCUGGCCUGAUGUCUGGCCUGCUGUUCUUCCUCAUCAGGCACUUUAUCCUCAGCAAGGAGGACCCGGUCCCUAAUGGUCUGCGAGCACUGCCACUCUUCUACGCCACCACCAUCGGCAUCAACGCCUUCUCCAUCCUCUACACCGGGGCGCCGCUUCUGGGCUUGGAAAUGCUCCCUAUCUGGGCCAUCUUCCUGAUCACGCUGGCGGGAGCGCUGGUGUGUGCCGCGGUCGUCUGGUUCCUGGUCUGUCCCUGGAUGAGACGCAAGAUAGCAACUCGUCUGAAGAAGGAGCAGGCCCUGUCCAGGAUCUCAGACGAGAGCUUGGACAAGAUCCCAGAGGAGGAGGAGGAGUCUCCGGUCUUCAAGGAACUUCCGGGGGCCGGGGGCCCCGACGAGGCGGUGGUCCCUCUCACCUGCCGGGCCUCCCCAGACUCCAGUGGGGAGCUGAGCAGCCAGGCUAACGGAGCCAGCGUCCUGCCCAUCGGAAGGUUCUAUGGUCGGACCCACUCCAUGACUAACGGCUGUCUGAAGUCUCCGGUCGCCAACGGCAGCUUCACCUUCGACGGGCACAUGCGAAGCGACGGCCAGGUGUACCACACGGUGCACAAGGACUCGGGCCUCUACAAAGACCUGCUGCACAAGAUCCACCUGGGGCGUCUGGAUGACGACCGCUCCACCCCCGCCCCCGACAACAACUACCGCGUCCUGCGCCGCAACAACAGCUACACCUGCUACACUGCCGCCAUCUGCGGCAUGCCGGUGCAGCCGCUGGUCCGCUCGGAGUCCCGGGAGGCGCGGGAGGACAGUGAGAAGCUGGUGGGGGAGGGGGGGCGCGAGAGGGGCAGCAGCGUCUCAUACACUAAGAAGCGCGUGCGCUACGACAGCUACUCGUCCUACUGCAACGCGGUGGCAGAGGCGGAGAUCGAGGCGGAGGAGGGCGGCGUGGAGGUCAAGCUGGCCGGGGAGGAGGGGUGCGAGGAGGGGGCAGCCCCGGGGGCACUGGACGUGUGUGUGGAGGAGGAGAAGGAGGAGAAGGAUAAGGCCGAGGUGUUCCUCCUCUUCCACUUCCUGCAGAUCCUCACAGCCUGCUUCGGCUCCUUCGCUCACGGAGGAAACGAUGUCAGCAAUGCCAUCGGCCCCCUGGUGGCGCUGUGGAUGAUCUACGACCAGGGGGGCGUGAUGCAGGACGCAGCCACGCCCAUCUGGCUGCUGUUCUAUGGAGGCGUGGGGAUCUGUGCGGGGCUCUGGGUGUGGGGCCGUCGCGUCAUCCAGACCAUGGGCAAGGACCUCACCCCCAUCACCCCCUCCAGUGGGUUUUGCAUUGAAGUUAUGAGUGCUCUAUCAGUGCUUGUUGCCUCUAAUGUAGGCAUCCCCAUCAGCUCCACCCACUGCAAGGUGGGCUCCGUGGUCGCCGUGGGGUGGAUCCGCUCUCAGAGGGCGGUGGACUGGAGGCUCUUCAGGAACAUCUUCCUGGCCUGGUUCGUCACCGUGCCGCUGGCCGGCCUGUUCAGCGCUGCCGUCAUGGCCCUGUUCGUGUACGGCAUCUUGCCCUUCGUCUGAGAGAGAGAGGGCCUCAGGCAGGGGGGAGCAGAGGAGGGAAGGUGGAGAGUAGGGAGGAGAGAGAGGGUGAGGAGAGAGAGAGAGGUUGACCUGAGGAGGGAAGGAUCACAUGCUGCCUGGGUUACAGUCCAGAGAGAUCUGACUUCAUAUCCGUCAAUUAUUUAUUUUUUUGUUUCGUUUUCUUCAUUUUUUUUGCAAAAAUAUUGUGUGUAACCGACGUUGUCAAUCGUAAUGAUCAAACUGCUGUAUAUACAAACACUAGGAGGCAUUCUGUGAUAGUUACCAGGGUGCAUGGAGAGGACAAACAAAGUUGUUUCCUCAUUAGAAAACUUGAACUCCAAAACAGCAGACAUGGCAAUACGUCCAGUAAAAAACAUUAAUAGAUCAAUCUACAUUAUGCGACAUGCCACCCAAUCUACCAGUAAAUCCGUCAUUGCAUAAACUGUGGUGGUGUAAUCGGUGAAAUAGUUCUUAAUGCCGAAAAUUGUAAAUAUUGUAUUAUUUGACCGUGAUUUGAUGUGAUGCAGCUUGCUUUAAGAAAAAACUAAAGUGGUCAACUGACCCUUCCCUUUGAGCUGCUCGCCAGCCCUGCCCGGACAUCAGGGACUCGACUAAGCCUCAGAGGCAUGCGGAAAAGAGCAAAUUGUCCUUUUUUUAUUUAAAACUAGAGAGGGUACAAUUUCUGGGGAAAUUGUAGGGUGUGCUUGCUUGCGUCGGUUGCACAGGGGUCCGUUUUUGAAUGACAUUUUUACAACUGACAUUUCUGUAUAUUUUAUAUAAAAAUGCAUACAAUUAUUUAUAAAGAUUACAUAGAUUUAAAAGCAUUUUUUUUUGCUGCUCAUUUACAACUGAAAAUACGAGUGAAGUGUAGAAUGAAAUAGAUGUCUUCUCAUUUCCCCUGCAAGAGGCAGCCUCAUCAUUGAAUCAAAACGAAUAAAUUUGGCAGACCGGUGUAAAAAUUGACCUAAUCUCUAUGACUUAAACGUCCUUUUAAGUUUUUCCCUUCUCGUGAUAUUUUAAGGAAUUUAGCCUACUCAUAUUGCAUUCAUGAAUAAAGAACCCCCUUUGAAGAUUAUUGUACGACGUUACCGGCAGUAGAAGAUGGAAUCGCAAUUCAAACAGUACCAACGGAAAUAAGCUUGACAUUUAUUUAGUGGAAAAUCGCUUUCAUAAAAAGCUCACUGGUAGCGAUCAUUGUCAGUAACAACGCCAAGUGCGAUAGCCCUGUGUGGAGAAGCUGCCCCGGUAAAUUGUACUACUAGUACUACGGUACAGUACUAGACUACUGCUGUGUUCGUCUUGGUAGCGAUUGCAUUGGUUGAAUUUGAUUCAACGUUCCGUUGUACGGUUUAGGCUGAAAUUAAUUAUUUUCAUGAACAGAUUGACAAAGUUUAGGCUGUGGCAAUGAAGUUAAGGUUAGUAGUUAGAUAGAUUUUUGAUUUAAGUAAGGGGAGUGCCGAACAUGUUCUGUCGCCGUUUGACUUCCUACAGCUGUGUACUGUAGAUGUUUUUGUAGUGUCUCGCGUAGGCUACAGCGUUUCAGUGAGCAACACUGGUUUGAAACGACAGGUAAUGAUAAUUUCACCCACAAAUCGUUUACUUGUAAUGUAAUGUCAUAAGAAAUCCUACAACGAAAAUGUAUUUGUGAGGAAUGUUUAUUUUAACGAUUGAAAACAGAUGCAUCAUAGACCACUGUAGUAUGUGUUGCCCGGGCAACAGAGGCUAAUGUCAUGAUGCUAAUACUUCAGUGACAUAGUAGACUACUGUUUCCGAAAGUAGAUGUACUUCCUUCAUAAAAUCAGCUUAUAUUGUACAUUACACGUCACAAUUGUGUGUCAUAUCACAAAGUAAAAUUAGUAAAUAGUUAUCACCCUGGCCUCUUUGCUUGUGGCGUUUCUGCAGCUGCCUUGCAGUAAAGCAGUUAGCUUAGCUAUCUCCCAGAAGUUAACGAGCUACUAAACUAAUGUUCUGCUAGAGGUAGUCACGCGAGUUUUCGUGACGUUAGUGACGUAAGUAGCGUCAUUGACUGUGGCUAGCAAGUUAGCCACCGUUAGCUUCACUUUUCGCCACAAAAACUUAAUUUCCACUUAAACCAUGCAACGGAACGUAAAUCCCAAUAGAAGCAACUCAAUCGCUACCAAGACGAAACUUUUGACACCUAGGUUGUCUAUGUAGGCCAAAUAUUGACUGAGUUUUAGGGGGGCAAAAAGAAUAAUAAAAAUAAUAAUAUAUAUGUGAGAGAACAAAGGUUGUGCCCUUGCCGAAGGCAAAGCACACCCAAUAACAUAUCAAACUGUCUGCACCGAAAAGUUUUAAAGAGGAUUUCAUCAUUUUAAAUAUACUAUAAUGUGUACUGUAAAUACUAUCCUCAUUGCUUUUGGGUCAUUUCAUUUUUUAGUGUUUUGUUUUUUUAUACGUACUUGUCACGGGGGCCCUCAACAGGAAGUGACACGUUGGAGUCGUCCUGACAGCAGGAUGUGACACGUUAGUCCUCCUGGACAGCCGUAGCUCGAGUGAUACCCAAACAGACGCAGAACAGUCUCUCAUUUCACCUUCAAUUAAGAAAGAACCAAAUGUACGUUUAUUCAGUCUAGUGGACCAAAAACUCAUCAAAAAGUGAUAUUCUCUUCUCCUUAUCUGAUCAUGUUAAAACAUGCAAAUGAAAAUAUUAAUGUUUCAAGUACGUUUCAGUAAUUUGACACAAACUGUAUACUGAGGAAAACAUCAGUUGAGCUCAACUGUGCUGACAGGAAUUAGUCAAAACUGCUCUUGAGAACCAAAUUAUUCUCCUUUUCAUCAGCAUAUUAGAAAUGUAUAUCUGUGUUUGUGGCUGAAUGCAGGAUGGCUCUACGCAAUUUGAAAAUUGGUGGAUUUGUUGCGGUACCUAACCAUGCCAAAAUAAGAAACAAAUCUUAAUAUCAACAUGCCAAUAAAAGCCAGAUGUCUGUGGUCAAAGUGCAGUAGCAGCCAAAAUGAUGGAACACAAAAAGGCCUUUAUCAGGCUUUACAAAAAUACAUAUCCGUUACCUGGAGACCCUGUUACCUGGCGACCCAGCCAGCCAGUCAAGUAACAGGGCUGGAGGGUAUUUCAAGUCUUCAGAUAGCAGCAGUACAUUGAGGCUCCCUGACAAUGUCACAAGUUAAUGCUAAACUUCUUCGGCGAACCCCUCACUAAAAUAUUCAGUGGGUCAGAUAAUUUCUCUCGUACCGUCAGUUCCUGGUUACCUCCCAGUUCCUGGUUACCUCCCAGUUCCUGGUUACCUCCCCUCUAACGAAGCCCCCGCAGGCGGGCUGACACAGGCCUGGCAGUUUCUCAUCACUCAAGUAGGAUGUUCUUAUACGUAUUCUUAUCAGAGCACGUGAUUAUGGUUUUAUUGUUUGGUAAACUAGCUAAUUAGAGGGAUAGGCCUACUAUCGAUGAUCACCAGCGUUUCCACGUCAUCUGAAUUGUAAAUUAAAAACAAAUGGCUUUUAAUUUUCAACAAAUCCAGUGCAAGGUGUGGCUGAUCUUUCUUUUAAUUUGUUCAUUUUUUUUCUUCUCAUGAACAAAUCUAUGCUUAAAAGAAGACGUUUGCCAAUAAAGUUGUUUACUGUGUGACUGAUACAACCAUAUAGAAGUACUGUGGUGUUUACAUUGUAACCAUGUUGUAGGGUAACUAAAACAUUUUUUGCCAAAUGAUGCCAAUGAAAGACAAAACUAUUAACCGUGAAUUAUCAAGUGCAAGAAAAAAAAUAAUACCAGAAGUGUCUAAAGAGUGUGAUGUUUCUUAGUGUGUUUAUCAUAGUGCUAAUCAUGAUCCCAGAGUCACUUUACACUGCUAAUACACACAUUAACACUACAUGUAUGGGUGCAAUUCAAUUGUGAAGCAAAUAAAUAGAGAAAUUUCA